Molecule: messenger RNA, 696 nt
Organism: Capsicum annuum
Lineage: Eukaryota; Viridiplantae; Streptophyta; Magnoliopsida; Solanales; Solanaceae
Exons: 2
Coding region: 1-696 (231 amino acids)
Molecular function (GO): zinc ion binding
Source: RefSeq, a predicted model, not a curated record
AUGUGUGUUGUAUCCAACCGUCAUGAAAACAUAAUAAAGAAUGUGAGUGUUGUAUAUCUGAAUGUGCCGCAUCUCGCAUGCAUUUGGCACUUGUGGAAGAAUGUUUGCACAAACUUCAGGAAGAGUAAAGAUAAACUUAGCGAUAUUUACUAUGCUAUGUCCAAGGCUUACUGCAAAGAUGAGUUUGAUUUUUUUUGGAAUCAAGUUAGGAAGAUUGAUAAGAGGGUAAAGUCUUAUUUUGAGGAUGCUGGAUUUGAAAAGUGGGCACGCAUGUAUGCAUCUGUUAAUCGCGGUAGAAUGAUGACUUCAAAUAUAGCGGAGUGCAUAAAUGGUAAAUUAAAGCUAGCACGUGAGUUACCGAUAAUAGAAUUUUUGGAGCAGGUUAGUGCGUCAUCAACAUAUGUAUAUUCUGUUUAUAAUGACGGGAGGAAGUAUAUAGUAUGUCUUGAUAAGAGGACUUGCUCUUGUGGUAGAUUUCAAUUGGAUGAGAUAACAUGUGAACACGUGAUUGCAGUACUAAAAAGCAAGCAUGUAGUUGAUAUGAAGCCUUAUUGUUCAAAGUUUUAUUAUCCUGAAACAUUAAGGAAGACGUAUGAAGAAUCUAUGUUUUCAAUGACCGAUAAGAAGGACUGGAUUGUGCCACAUAAAGUUAUGAACGAAGUUGUGCUACCAUCAAAAUACAAACGUCAACCCUAA